CUUCUUUCCGAAUUUCUCUGCUCCUUACUUUUUACUUUUUUUUAAAUGAAAAUUCGCGGCAAGUCCGGUGGCCCUUUCCAUGUGAUGAGCCAACGGCCACUCUCUCUCUAAAACUCCCAACUCUCUCUCUCUCUCUCUCUCAAACUCCCAUCCAGUUGCAGAGCCUUGAGAAUUCUUUUUGGGGGAUUCUUAUCUGCUUCUUCUGGUUUUGAGCUUGUAUUGUUAAAUCCUGCUGAUCUUGUUUCUCCUAUUUCAAGCUUGGCAUUCCUGAGUUUCUCCCCAUCCAGCCAUAAAUGCCGCCAUUUAAGGCUCAGAUCUUGUUUAAUGGUGGAAAUGCAGAUUACGUAGAUAAUUUGAACAAAUUUUGAGGUUUAAUUUAGAAAUUCAUGUCAAUUUACAAUUGAAUUGGUGAUUUGUGGAGUACCUUCUUGAGCUGACAUUGAAUAGCUAAUUAGAAGCUUUGGUAUUGAAAUUUGGGUCAUCCUGAUACGUAAUUACCGUUUUAUUCACCGAAAUUGGAAAUUUUUUGGAGAUUUGGAGAUACAUUGUUCUUGAUCAAUUUGCAUUUCAGAGAUUCAAGAUUUCUUUUUGAAUAUAUCUUGUUAUUUAAGUGAAGUUUAGGGUUCAGAUUUCUAGGAUUGGCUUCUUCAGGACUUGAAAAUUUCUCUUGCAUUGCGAUCUUACUAAUUUUGAUUGAGAUUUCGAGCGUGGGUCUUUUAGAUCUUUACAGUUUUAGGAUUACCUUUUGGUUCCAAAAUGGCAACAAUGGAGAGUUUGAUUGGGCUGGUGAAUAGGAUUCAAAGGGCCUGCACUGUGUUAGGUGAUCAUGGGGGUGAAGGAUCCACUCUCCCUACUCUCUGGGAAGCCCUUCCUUCUGUUGCUGUGGUUGGAGGCCAGAGCUCGGGAAAAUCGUCAGUUUUGGAAAGCAUUGUUGGAAGGGAUUUCCUUCCUCGUGGAUCUGGUAUUGUUACUAGGAGGCCUUUGGUGUUGCAGCUUCAUAAGACAGACGACGGGCAGCAAGAGUAUGCGGAGUUUCUUCAUGCCCCAAAUAAAAGAUAUACAGAUUUUGCUGCUGUGCGAAAGGAGAUUCAGGAUGAAACUGAUCGAAUAACUGGGCGGACAAAACACAUCUCCAACAUUCCAAUUCAGCUUAGCAUUUACUCUCCAAAUGUUGUAAAUUUAACCCUCAUUGACCUGCCUGGAAUGACAAAGGUAGCUAUAGAGGGACAGGCGGAUAGCAUUGUUCAAGAUAUUGAUAAUAUGGUUCGCUCUUAUGUUGAAAAGCCUAAUAGCAUUAUCCUGGCCAUAUCUCCUGCUAACCAGGAUAUAGCAACCUCUGAUGCCAUAAAGCUUGCAAGAGAAGUUGAUCCUUCAGGUGAAAGGACAUUUGGAGUUCUAACAAAGCUUGAUUUGAUGGACAAGGGAACCAAUGCAUUGGAUGUGCUUGAAGGAAGAGCAUAUCGCUUGCAGCAUCCCUGGGUUGGAAUUGUGAACCGCUCCCAAGCUGAUAUUAACAAAAAUGUUGACAUGAUUGCUGCUCGUAGGAGGGAACGUGAAUACUUCUCUUCUAGCCCUGACUAUGGACACUUGACAAAUAAAAUGGGUUCUGAGUAUCUUGCGAAACUCCUCUCAAAGCAUUUGGAGACUGUAAUCAAGGCACGAAUCCCAAGUAUUAUAUCAUUGAUUAACAAAACGAUUGAUGAGCUUGAAAGGGAAUUGGAUCAUCUUGGCAGACCUAUUGCAGUUGAUGCAGGGGCCCAGUUGUAUACAAUUUUGGAGCUGUGCCGUGCUUUUGACCGUGUAUUCAAAGAACAUCUGGAUGGAGGGCGACCUGGAGGAGAUAGAAUAUAUGGUGUUUUUGACAAUCAACUUCCAGCUGCACUUAGAAAGCUUCCAUUUGAUCGCCAUCUUUCCCUGCAAAAUGUGAGGAAAGUUGUGUCUGAGGCUGACGGUUAUCAGCCUCAUUUGAUUGCUCCUGAACAAGGAUAUAGGCGCCUCAUUGAUAGCUCUCUUAGCUUCUUUAAAGGCCCUGCUGAGGCUUCUGUUGAUGCUGUGCAUUUCGUAUUGAAGGAGCUUGUUCGGAAGUCUAUAGGAGAAACCCAGGAGCUAAAACGGUUUCCAACUCUUCAGGCUGAUUUGGCUGCAGCAGCCAAUGAAGCCCUCGAGAGAUUUCGAGAGGACAGUCGUAAGACUAUCCUGAGGCUGGUCGAGAUGGAAUCAAGCUACCUUACGGUUGACUUUUUCAGGAAGCUCCCUCUAGAAGCUGAGAAGGGUGGGAAUCCAACUGCCCCCACCAAUGACCGCUAUGGUGAAGGCCACCUCAGGAGGAUUGGAUCCAAUGUAUCAUCCUAUGUGGGCAUGGUGUGUGAUACUCUGAGGAAUUCAAUCCCUAAAGCCGUGGUUCACUGUCAGGUUCGAGAGGCCAAGCGAUCUUUAUUGGACCACUUCUAUUCUCAAGUUGGUAAAAGAGAGAAGAAGCAAUUGGGGGUCAUGCUUGAUGAGGAUCCUGCUCUCAUGGAGAAGAGAGAAGCCAUCGCCAAGCGCCUCGAGCUCUACAAGUCGGCUCGUGAUGAGAUCGAUUCCGUUGCAUGGAAAUAGAGAGAAAGAGAAAUCAUACAACUGCUUUCUCUCUCAUCAUUCUCUCACAUGAGCUUCCCUUUUUUUGAAAAAAAAAAAAAUUCUUUUUUCCUCUAGAAAAAUAAUUCUCUCCCCUCUCUACACGUGUUGGUCAUCAAACCCUACAAAUUUUUGGUGAUUAUUUUUAUUUUAUUUUUGGGUAAUUGGUGAUUAUUUCUAUUGGGGCACCAGGUUGUACCAUUAAAAAGUAAGGUGUAAGUCCAAACUUUGUCAUGUAAUUUGGGGUCGAAAAUUCUUGGAAUUGCUUGAGAAUAUGUUUUCAUUUUUAAUUAUAAAAUUUUAAAAUUCAAAAGCGGUUAAA
Amborella trichopoda is the source of this 2938-nucleotide messenger RNA. It is a transcript of the gene DL1C, whose product is annotated as DYNAMIN-like 1C. The record is from RefSeq and is a predicted model, not a curated record. NCBI's taxonomy places the organism in Eukaryota, Viridiplantae, Streptophyta, Magnoliopsida, Amborellales, Amborellaceae. Gene Ontology annotation, cellular component: microtubule; membrane; cytoplasm. Gene Ontology annotation, molecular function: GTP binding; GTPase activity; microtubule binding.